Molecule: messenger RNA, 1884 nt
Organism: Trifolium pratense (red clover)
Lineage: Eukaryota; Viridiplantae; Streptophyta; Magnoliopsida; Fabales; Fabaceae
Product: lanC-like protein GCL1
Exons: 5
Coding region: 426-1682 (418 amino acids)
Biological process (GO): carbohydrate metabolic process; peptide modification
Cellular component (GO): plasma membrane
Source: RefSeq, a predicted model, not a curated record
AAACAAAUCACUCAUGACCUUCCAUUGAUUUUCCUCAACAGUUGAAUUGAAAUUACAUAUAAUCUCAAACAAAGGAGGUGCAUGUAUUCCUGAUCCUGUACCCCACAACACAUCGAAUAAUAUCUUAUCCAAAACACCACGUGAUUCGCGUGAUGUUGUUAGUUACAGUACAAAAAUUGCUAACGUGGCAAGUACGCAUACCGUGUUACCAUACCCCGCCACCACACAGAACCAUAACUCGACACGUUUGCUUCUACACGUAUACAAGGUGCAUCGUCAUAACAUAAAGUUAUAAACCGAAUAUAUUCACUUUGGAUUGGGUCUCACAUUUUGCCUAAUAAUCUAAGGAGUAUUAAUUCUUCUUCUGCUACUUCCAGUUUUUUGUUACCAAUUGAAUUGCAAAAUUCUCUUACCGCAUACAGACAAUGACAUCUUCAGUGAUUGAAGGUGGACACGAUGAUGGUAGUAAUAGUAAAAAUGAACCGUCGGAUUUGAUAGAAGAAAAAAUGAAUCCGACGGUUGUAAACCUUUCAAUUCCUAAUGAAACAUUCUUAAAAGCAGCAAUUUCUCUCAAGGACGAGGUGGUGGAGGUGACAUGGAAACGGCGAGAAGUGGUUGAUCCGACGGUGUAUACUGGUUUGCUUGGGACGGCGUUCACUUGCCUGAGAUCGUACGAGGUUACCGGUUGCCGUGAGGACUUGGUGUUAUGUUCGGAGAUUAUUGACACAUGUACCACUGUUGCACGCGCCUCCAUAAGACACGUGACUUUUUUGUGUGGUAGAGGAGGCAUAUACGCGCUUGGAGCUGUCGUUGCUAAUUACAUGGGGGACCUCCAAAAACGUGACCUGUUUUUGGGUCUAUUCAUUGAAGUGGCAAAAGAGGAAGCCCUGCCUAUUGGACCCGAGGAAGGUGGUUUCGGAAUGUCAUAUGAACUUCUAUAUGGACGAGCUGGAUUCUUAUGGGCCGCAUUAUUCGUAAACAAGCACCUUGGAGAUGACACAGUGCCCAAAGACAUUCUAAUGCCUAUUAUUGAUGCAGUAUUAGCUGGUGGUAGAGCAGGAGUGUCUGAUAUUAAAGAUUGUCCAUUGAUGUAUCGAUGGCACGGGACUAGGUACUUGGGUGCAGCAAAUGGUCUUGCUGGUAUUCUUCAUGUGCUCCUUCAUUUUCCACUUCCAAGUGAAGAUGCUGAGGAUGUCAAAGGAACUUUGAGAUAUUUGAUAAGUAGAAGGUUCCCUCAUAGUGGAAAUUACCCUUCAAGUGAAGGGAAUCCAAGAGAUAAGUUAGUGCAGUGGAGUCAUGGUGCAACUGGGAUGGCCAUUACAUUGUCUAAAGCAGCACAGGUUUUUCCAAAUGACAGGGAAUUGCGAGACGCAGCAAUAGAAGCCGGGGAAGUUGUAUGGAAAAGUGGAUUGGUGAAGAAAGUAGGACUUGCUGAUGGAGUAUCUGGAAAUGCCUAUGCUUUUCUUUCACUCUACAAACUAACAAAAGAUAGUAUAUAUGAAGAGAGGGCAAAAUCAUUCUCUUGUUUCUUAUAUAAUAAUGCUAGAGCUUUGGCAGUGGAAGGGCAAGAACUUACUGGUGUCAAUGGUUACUCUCUCUUCCAUGGACUUGCUGGGACAGCAUGUCUUUGGUUUGAUUUGAUUGCACCUGAUAAAUCUAGGUUUCCUGGAUAUGAAUUAUAGAUGGUGUUAUAGAAAUAAUUGUUGCCUUGUAAUAGGAAUAUACUCUGUGAAUAUGGCAGAUAAUAUGUGCUAAAAACCUUGUACCAAAAGCAAAGUAUUAUAAGCCGGAUUAUAAUACUUGUUUAACUUGCUAUGCUUGGCAAGUAAGGUUAGAAAUUCAUGAUGAAUCUAAAUGCUCUUAUUUCUCGUCUUUUUAAAGCUA